AUGUCCACUCCUAAUGCUGGGACUUCUGCUUCUCCUGCACCUCAGAAUAUAGGUUAUCCCUUUCUCCAAAGCCCGAACAAUCCCACAGGUGCGAUGAAUUUCCUUCCUCCAAAUCACCAACAUCCACAACAACAGCAACAACAACAACAUUUCAUGUCAACUAUAGAUAUGUCAACUGCUUCGCCUAUACCUGGUGCUUCAGGCGGUCAAGGUGAUCCUGGGCCUUCUUCAUUAGCUCAACAACAACAGCAGCAACAACAGGGGCAAGGUCAUUUUCGACCUAAUUUCCAACAAGGUGGAAUCACACCUCAGCAAAUGCAAAUGUUACAACAAUUCUCACAAGCUGCACAAAAUCAGAAUGGUGGUGUCGGUGGUGCGAUACAAAAUCGUCAAUUGACACCUCAACAGAUGCAGGUUGCUAUGGCUACCAUGCAAGCUCAACAACAAGGUGGUCAGAUGAAUCCCCAAGCUUUGAUGGCUGCCAUGAGAGCAAAUCAGCAAGGUCAAGGAAUGCAAGGCGGCGUGGGACAACAGGGGCAACAACAGCAACAACAGCAACAACAAUUUCAACGUCCUCCCAAUCAACAACAAAUGUCUAAUUUCAAUGCCAUGUUACAGCAACCUGUGGGCACCCCCGGUACUCCCAACCAACAGCAACCUAAUCCUGCUCAAAUUGCCUUUCAACAACAACGUUUGCAGCAGGUCAUGCAACAGGGUAUGCCUGUUCGUCCCAAUCCUGGAUCCCCUGUCCGACCGCAUCAACAACAACAAUCUGGGUCAAUGCCUCCCCCUCCUAUCCCUGGUCCUCAACAACAACAGCAACAACAGCAACUACAAGGUAGUCUCAAUCCGCAGCAGACACCAAAUUCCAAUGGUCCUCAACAGAUGGGUAAUGCAUCGCAAACAAAUCUCACUCCACAACAACAGCAAUUCCUCAUCAACCAGAGAAAUGCUCUUCUCUCUAAUCCUCAAUUUCUCGCUAUGCCGCUGCAGCAGCAACAAGCUUAUAUAGCUAGUCAGCAGCAACAAUUCCUUCGGAUGAUGGCAAACAACCAGCUGCAAGGUCAAGCUCAACAGCCACAACAGUCACAACAACAACCUAUGCAACAAGCUCAAACUCCAGGUCGGCCUAGUUCAUCGCAUGGCACUCCAGGACCCGCACAAAGCCCAAUUAUUACUCGUCAAGGUACACCUCAGCAAAUGAGUACGCCUCAAGCUCAACAGAUGGGAACACCUCAAUCGGCUCACGUGCAUACCCCUCAACAACCUCUUUCCAGUCUACCUCAACACAUGAACCCCCCUCGACCUACGUCCGCAGCUUCACAAAGAGCGCCUUCACCCCAUCAGACUAUCCAUGGGAUGCCCGGUUCCCCUGCUGUGAUGCAGCCAUCUCAGACACCUCCUCCACCUGGUACAAUGUAUCCAUCGAGUGGGUCUCAGCCCAUGAGCGCUCCUUCGCCGACACACUCAAACGUCUCACAUCACAGUCAAAAUCACACUCCUGCUCCCCCCAGCAUGUCGCAACCGCCACAUUCUUCUCCUCCUAUACAUGGCCGAUCGCAAACACCUUCUCAGCCUCAACAGACAGGUACACCUCAAUCAGGCCAUGCUGUCAGUCAAGUGGGAAUCAACGGUCAAUACCAGGGAAAUCAACAAUAUCAGCAGCAGCAAAUGCUGCAGCAGCAACAACAACAUCAACAAAACAUGGGUACUCCUCAACAGUCCGCUCAACCUUUUCCACACGUCUCCCAAGGUGGUAAUCAAAAUGGUCCGUCCAAUUCCCCUAUGCCUCAAGGCGCUUUUACUGUUCAACCCAUUGUGCCCACAUUGCAGAAUAUGACUCCAGCUCAGCAGCAGCAAAUGGCGUCAGCGAUGGGUUUCAUGAGUCAAGCUGCUCAGGCUCAACAGACACCUGCAUUUGGCGAUGGGUCGCAAAAUGUGAAACCAAAUCAACAGGGCCAUGGAGCUAGUUCUAGGAAAUCUUCGACUGGCACACAGAUGCCAAACAUCGAUACGUCGGAUUUCCCGUUUGAUCCGAGAUUGUUGCCGAUGAUCCAACAUCUGAACAACGCCGACUGGAGAGCGAACGUACAGGCUCAAAAUCCUCAGCUACUCGUUGCCGUUCAAUCAGCUAAUAGCAUCUUUCAUACUUUACGUCCAGAUGUGGUACAACGGAUGCAAAACUACUUGUUUCACUCAGCGAAAGUACAAGCGGCUCAACAAGCUGUUCGACCGCCAUCUCAAGGCCAAAUACCAGGUCAACAACCACAGUCAUCCGGAGUACCUGGCUUUUCACCGAAUAUGGGUCAAGCUGGAACGCCUGGAGCAAUACCUCCUAAUCAGCAACAAAGAAUUUGGCAAGCUCAGCAGGCCGCUCAAGCGCAAGGUUCGCCAGCGUCAGUCAGUAGCUCAAGUCCAAGCGUUCGACCACCUCCACCUCACUUGCCUCCAGCUUCCAACAUGCCCGGAUCGCCCUCUCCUCGUAAUGUAUCCCUUGACCGACGUACUUCUGGUUCAGGGAAGGAUAAAUCUGGCAAAGACAAAACACCUCAACAAGCAUCAAUGCCACCACCUAAUUUCAUUCCUACCCAUUCUGUUGGUCCACCUCGACCACCUCCUUAUAUUCCAUCUGAAGCUACGUCAGCUCCUCAACCCAACACACUUGUUUCUGCUCCUAUUCUUGGUCAUGGAUCUCGUCUACCAAGCCACGGUCUGCCAGUAAAGGAAUGGGAAGAUGCCUUACGUCUUGAUUUGCCAAUCACGAAUAUCACUCAUUUACCAAUAAAUGAGAUUGAUGAAUCCGAAGAUCCAACUUUCAAGGGCGCCUUACCGCCUAUGACAAAGUACGAAACGAAUCAAGUGAAACAAUGGUUGGAAAAAGAUAAACAAUUCAUCACAUUUGAAAGAGAAAAUCAGGGUAAACGUAUGGCGAAAAUGAAAAAGUGGGCAGAAGAAAAUGACAAGUCAACACCUUGGUGGAUGCUACGUAAAGGUGAAACUAGGAAUCUACCCUCCCAAAGAUUGCGGAUCCUUUGGCCCGCAGAAAAGGACAAAGACAGAGCUGAGCGAACUCAUAAAGGUAGAAAACAGAUCAAGUUCUCACCAGCUCAACUUAAAUCAAUGGCCGAAGUUGAAGAUCAUAUUGUUCCCGUGAGAUUGGACCUGGAACACGAUUCAUAUAAACUGAAAGAUACCUUCAUGUGGAAUUGUGCUGAUAAAGUGGUAACACCUGAAAUAUUCGCUCAAUCCAUGUGUGAUGAUUUUGCUGUUCCACCUCAACAUUUCUUAUCCAAAAUCGUAACUGCAAUUCAAGAGCGUGUACAAGAAUAUCAAGACCAAGUGUUACCUAUCAUUCAACGUCGCCCCAAAGAGGACAAUAGAGGUAAAUUGAAUUCUGAAGGUGAUUCAGAUACACUCGCUAUGAUCGAAAUAUUCAGGAAAGUCAGAGAAGGUAGUAUUUUAGAAGAAGAAAUUAAGACUGAUCCUGGCAUGGAAGAAAAUCGUGAUGAAGAGAUCAAAAUUGUUUCCCUUGACGAUAUAAACGGAGAGGAGUCAAAUCAUGAUGAUGACCUUAACCGUGACGAAGCGUUGAUCGUGGAAGAAAAGCCUAUGACUGUUGAAGAAGCUAUGCAGAAUCUACCUAAAGAAGAAAUGGAGGAAUUGAGAAUUCUAAUAAAGGUCGAUAUCAUUAUUGGGACACAGAACCUGUCUGAUAGUUUUGAAUGGGAUCUAAACUCUACAGUUAGCCCCGAGGAAUUUGCUAUUUCUUAUGUGACUGAAUUAGGGUUGAGUAAGGAAUUUGCUACCGCACUCGCACAUGACAUUCACGAGCAGAUUUUAGUUCACAAGCGAUCCCUGUUCCUUGUUGGCCACAGUUUCGGCUCUGGUCUUAUCUUAGACGAUGAAGUUCGACUGGCCUUUUUAGCUCCUGUCACGAUACCUCUGCGGAAAGAAGAUUUGGCCAUGUCUUUGUACACUCCUAUCUUCAAUGAACUUCGAGAAGACCAACUUGCAGUGAUUGAAGCUCAAAGGGAGAAAGAAUCCAAGAGGAAAAAGAGAGCUGGGCGAGCCCGAAGAGGAAUUGUUUUGCCUGAUCGAGAUCCCAUUAAAACUCAGCGAUCAUUACUCAAUCCACUUGGACCCAACGGAUUACCAGUCUUCUCCGCGCCUGAAUUAGCAUCCACCAAAGACUCGGCACCACUGCAUCGAAGGCGUGGAGCUGCGAUUGCUGCGGAAGCAAACAUGGCUCUGAUAGCUCAAGAUUUACCUCUGACUGGACCGCCUUCGCCCGCUCAUAAUCACCAUGGACCCACAAUAUCUGCAAAAGGUAAAAGAAUAGGUAGACCACCUAAAAAUCUAUCUAGAGCAAGCCCAGCUUCUUUCAGAGAAAAUUCAGCUUCAAUCCAUGAUAUUCAUCCAAGCCAUCCAAACCAUCAAUCAUUCUUAAACACACCUUCAAUGUCACAUAUAGGAAUUAAAAGAUCUUUCAGAGAAGAUUCAAUGGAUGAUUUCAACUCGACCACUCACAGUCCUAUACCUUCAUCUCAAGGUAGAAAAAGAAUCAACCAUUCUAGAAUCCCUGAUUCACCUGAAACUGACAUUCAAACGGCAACUCAUACUCCUAUAAAAGAAAACAAUGGCACAACCCCUUUACCGUCCAUCAAUGAAAUAGCAGUGGAGAAGAAAAGGGAAUUCGUUGAUCAUGAUCAACAUGAUGUUGACGAUAAACCUCAAAUCAAAGAUGGAAUUGCAUUAUCAAAUUGGCAGACUUCGUUAUCAUCGUCGUCUUCGAGACAAAUGCAAUCGGGUACACCAACAUUAACAUCACCUAUAAAGCAGACUGGUCAUGACAAGCUCAAAUCUCAUUCAGGUCAUGAUAGUAGUGAUUCUUCAGAUCAAGAUGACGAUGAUGAAGACGAAGACGAUGACGAUGAUAAUGAAUCAGAUUCGACAUUCGCAAGUUCAAGAGGUAAAAACAAUAAAAGGAAGAAAUCUUUUGAAUCAGGUUCUCAGAGAAGUAAUAAUAAACAACAAGGGCAAGGUAGAAACGAUACUCAGACUCCUGCGAGAAGUUCCGUUGUUCCUCCUGGUAAAUCUCCUAUCGUAGGUAUCUCGCCCGGAUCGGGGUUAGGCAAAAAAUCAAUAGAGAUCCCCCAAUGGGCUUCAAAAGCAUUAUCUGAUAUGAAAAGUAAAUAUCCAAGAGACGAUUUUGCAAUAGUGCAAAAACCACGUCCUGCAGAUCAUGUAAAUGAUUUGGUAGAGUGGAGAGCUAAAUGUAUCGAUUGCCCCGGUAGGAUAUACUCUCUUGGUCCAGGUGAAACAUUACAAAAUUUCGAAGUUCAUCUCAAGAAUAGAGCUCAUAUAGCAAAUCGAUUAACUAGAGAAGGUAAAACUCAUUAA
Molecule: messenger RNA, 5400 nt
Organism: Kwoniella shivajii
Lineage: Eukaryota; Fungi; Basidiomycota; Tremellomycetes; Tremellales; Cryptococcaceae
Exons: 7
Coding region: 1-5400 (1799 amino acids)
Biological process (GO): positive regulation of pseudohyphal growth by positive regulation of transcription from RNA polymerase II promoter; chromatin remodeling
Cellular component (GO): nuclear chromosome; nucleus
Molecular function (GO): transcription coregulator activity
Source: RefSeq, a predicted model, not a curated record